AAUUGAUAUAAAAAUUCGUUUAAGGAAAAGUAUAUUAAAAAAGUACAUAAAAAGUUAUGAAAGUCAUAUGACGAGUGAAGUGUUUGACCAUUCAUUCAAUUACUAAUCGAAUGAGAAAAGCAUUAAAUGAUUGAAGGCAUACCAGACAGUAGUACACAAUAUAUUGACUUAAGUAUAUAUGUGCGCUCAUUUCACCGCCAAACCACCCACAUAUUAUAUCAGUACGAAAUGGAACGAGUAAAACAAAUCGAGUCCUUGAAAUGAAAAAAAAAAAACACGAAAUAAAUACUUUCAAUGAAAUUAUUCGGACUGGCGAUGCACUACUGAGAAAUAAAUUAAAAAAAAUUCCUUUAUUUUUUGUUCAUUAAGUCUGAUUAAAAUUAAAAGGGAAAUCAAUUUUUUUUUUUUGUGUUUUGGAAAAACCUCCCAAAAUGUUCUACAUGAAAUUGUUAUGCAAACAUGCAAAUGAUAAGACGCGGAAGAGAAGAGGGAUAGCGUAUGCCGAAGAUUGAAACAAGUGCAGCAACAUGAUUCACGGUAAAAAUAUAUGAAGCGUUCAUAUCAUAGAAGAAAAGAAAUUGAAAAGAAAACAUAAAUAAAACACGCUUGUAUGUGUGCCUCCACGAGAAGAUCUCGGCAUAAGUGCACAAAAACGUAACGACAAUGACAGCAAAAGCAGUUGCAAUAUUAAACGUUAGUCAACAAUAUGACUUACAAAUGCUUAACGAAGAAAAUCAACGAUUAUUUUUCCAAACGGAAACAAAUACAAAACAAGUUAGCGGGAAAAUUCAAAGCACGACUCUUUUUACAACACAAUAACGAAAAUAAUAAUAAAAAAAAUCAAAAUAAAAGUAAUGAAAAAGUCGUCAAUGAAAUCAUCAGUAAAUCAACAAGUGUUGUUGUAUAUCAACAAAGAUCAACAGUCAACAUUGCAUCAUCAAAGAAGAAACUGUUGCGUGAAUCCUUAUCAUUGCCGACAUCAUCAUCAUCAGUAUCGUUCGACUUAUCGAAAUCAUUAUUAUUCGAGGCAUCAUUAUUAUUAUUUAAAUAUGUUGCCACAUUUGAUAUUAGCAGCGAUAAUUACGCUGCUAGUUGAAAAUGCAACAGCUUAUUUGCCAAAUGAAAUUGCUUCAUCGGCAACAACAAUAACAACGGCAACAGCGGGAAGCAUCAGCAGUAGUUCCAUUACCUCCCUUAAUAGUAUUGUAAAAAUUGGCGAUGGCAGCGUGAUAACCAGAGAAGCCAUUGAGCAAUCCUUGGUUACCAUACAUGAUAUUGCUACAGAAAAUUUGGGCACUCUCUGUAUAUCAACUUUAUAUCGACCAUUGCAAGUGCCCAUCAAUUCUGAACGUUAUGAGAGUUCAAGACAGAAAGCAGAUCUAGCGGCUUCCAUUCUACAAGAAGUGGGCAUAGUACGUCAUGGAGGUUUAUCAGAUGCUUUAGCUAAAGGCCUCCUUAGCGAUGAGUAUACUACAGGAGCAAGGAUUUUAGCUUUAAAUUUGACGAAUGGCUCUGUGCAGUCGUACGUGUGGUGGAUUAAGAAAAAUCAUGAGAAAAUGGGUGAAAUGAUACGUUUUGAAGAAGAUGGUUUACAAAUUGGCAAAAAACCUUCACCCACGUAUCCUUGGUUUGCCGAUGAAUCGACUUCGCCUACACUACGUUCACCGAAAUUUGCGCCCAGCCCACCGAACAUUUACUAUAAAGGCUGGUGGACGUUUCCGUAUUUUUCGUGCUCACUAAGCAAAUGGAUAUUAUCGUAUAGCAUUGCCAUACCACCGAACGGACGUCACCACGGUUUACGUGGUUUCAUCAGUAUUGAUAUCGAUGUCACUGGUUUACGUGUUAAUCAAUGCGAAGCACCAGUUUACCGAUUCAAUUAUCAGCAAAUGCAAUCGAGACGUUUACAUUUGGCAGAUGCCCAAGCAAUAGAUGCCAUUAACGAUAUACAAGCAUUUCAUAAAUCCCAUAAAUGUCAUCGACAAACAAUGAUGUGCGAUUAUCGUCUCCCCACAGCUGAAUCACCGACAAUAACCACUAGUAAAAUUUUAUCUACACCUUACACUUGGUCCCGUGGCGCCUAUCAGUGUUUAUGCAAGCGUGGCUAUUACUCGGUACGUCAUCCGGAUGGUUUUAAUGGAACUAUAAUGGAAAUAGCCUGGAAGGAACAUCAGGAUAACAUUAGCAAUUAUUAUGCAGAUGUGUUUACGUGCUUAAAAUGCGCUCCAGGUUGUGAUGCCUGUAGCGGUCCGGAACCCUGUUUAGCCGAUUACAACUGGCCGUUUAGAAUAUCGCUGCUAACCAUAUCGAUAGGCUGUGCGAUUGGUACGAUUUUAUUAGCCGGCUAUCUUUUUCAUCAUCGCAAAGUUAAAGUAUUCAAAGUAGCCAGUCCUAUAUUUUUAUUAAUCACUUUGAUUGGUUGCGCGAUCAUGUACUUGGAGAUGGUAGCAAUUUUUCCGUUUUUGGAUACAAGCUGGUGUAUAGUGACCAAGUGGACACGUCACAUGGGCUUUUGCAUAACCUACACAUCAUUGCUAAUGAAAACUUGGCGUGUAUCUUUAACGUAUCGGGUUAAGUCAGCUCAUAAAGUUAAGCUUACUGAUCAGCAGUUGCUGCAAUGGAUGGUGCCCAUAUUAUUGGUAAUGCUUAUUUACUUGGGUACAUGGACAAUAUCCGACACUCCCUUUGCCGAAUUUAUACACGAUCAGAAUGGUUUAAAAUUUAGACAAUGUUCUUACAAUUGGUGGGAUCAUAGUUUGGCUAUCGGUGAGGUAUUUUUUCUGGCCUGGGGCAUACGAGUCUGUUAUAAUGUCCGCAAUGCUGAAUCGUUAUACAAUGAAGCCCGCUUAAUAUCUUAUGCAAUAUAUAAUAUAGCGAUUGUUAAUAUAACAAUGGCAAUUAUACAUCUCUUCAUAUUUCCGGAAGCUGGACCUGAUAUUAAAUAUACUUUAGGUUUUGUACGAACCCAAUUGUCGACAACCACUACCAUAGCUUUAGUAUUUGGGCCAAAAAUUUCGCGAGUCUUUAAAGGUCAAGGAGACAAGUGGGAUCAAAAGGCUAAGGUGCGCAGUAUAACGGCCUCAUUUUCAUUAAAUGGCGUUGGCCUAGUGCCCGAAGAAUCUCCCGAUCUCUAUCAAGAAAAUGAAGAGUUAAAGGAGCAAAUUCAAAAAUUGGCUCAUCAAAUUGAAUUCAUGAAGACUGUGCAUAUGCAGAUCAAUAAUAGACAUUUAAAACCUAAGCCGGGCGGUUAUUUUACAAUAACCUCAACUUCUUUCCAAGCACCGUUUAGUAAAAGUAACAUGUCUUCAACGCAAACACAAACUUCCAAAACUGAGGAAACCCUUAGCGGUUCCGCCUCUAAAGGUUUUCCAACGAGUUUAACACCCACCAAAUGUCGCUUGAAUAAGGAAAAGGUUUGACGAGGCCAACGAAGUGCAGAAGAUUGCUCAAAG
Molecule: messenger RNA, 3449 nt
Organism: Glossina fuscipes
Lineage: Eukaryota; Metazoa; Arthropoda; Insecta; Diptera; Glossinidae
Product: probable G-protein coupled receptor CG31760
Exons: 13
Coding region: 855-3416 (853 amino acids)
Biological process (GO): G protein-coupled receptor signaling pathway
Cellular component (GO): membrane
Molecular function (GO): G protein-coupled receptor activity
Source: RefSeq, a predicted model, not a curated record